Molecule: messenger RNA, 257 nt
Organism: Ilex paraguariensis (yerba mate)
Lineage: Eukaryota; Viridiplantae; Streptophyta; Magnoliopsida; Aquifoliales; Aquifoliaceae
Source: the annotation of a GenBank genome assembly
GACAGUGCACAUUUGUUACAUUAGCUAUUGGAUUGUUUUAUGACAAUUCUAUGGGUUCCUCGAUUCCACAAUGGUUACAUGCUCCUCACGUGCCCCAAGUGAUAGGUAGUGGCGAUUGGCUGUUGAGUAGCCCGAAUUUUUCAGCUUGGGUUUUGGCUAAUGGAGACCUAAUGUUCUGCGCCGAAGAAGAUCAGAGUGGAAUGAAAGAGCUGAAUAAGGUGUACAUAUCGGUAGAAGGGAAUGAUCAAGUCCUGUGA